Molecule: messenger RNA, 2010 nt
Organism: Westerdykella ornata
Lineage: Eukaryota; Fungi; Ascomycota; Dothideomycetes; Pleosporales; Sporormiaceae
Exons: 2
Coding region: 142-1998 (618 amino acids)
Cellular component (GO): membrane
Molecular function (GO): serine-type endopeptidase activity
Source: RefSeq, a predicted model, not a curated record
CGAGCAACUUUGUUACUCUUGGACGUUGACAGGUCCUCUGCGUCCUCUGCCACUCUCACGCAGACUUCGCCUCGACCUAUGCGGUUAUAGUAUUAAUUUGGUCCUUGGCCCUUCUCAGGCUAUAGAGCCUCCCUCUUCGCUAUGAGCCACGCUCUUUGCGUUGCCCUCUUGCGGCCAUCGUGCGCCGCUUUACGACCCUCGGCACCCAUCGCGCAUCAGUGGAAUACUGCGACACAGGCAUUUGCGCGCCGCUUCUGCUCCCGGAGAUCCCAGCUGGCUUCCCAUCCUAGACCGUCAGUUUUUUCCGUAUUGCGAUCGCAUUGUUCGCCCGCUUCGGCUCCCCAAUUCCGCUCAUUCACCUUGACCUCCUACUGCUAUGCGAAAGCGGAAGAUAAGGUCCCGGCGUCCGCCAGCACGCAUGCGGCUCGAAAACGCGCCGUGAAGAUUGGCCAACUGCCCGAUGGUCCCGUAGGACCGGUCACUAUCAGAAAGCUGUUCGGACCUCGAGUCUCGGUUGUCGACGGUAACAAUGUGCUUCGCAUAUUACAUCACCGACGCACGUCUGGCUCGCUGGUCGACUAUGGUGUGGAUAAUCUAGGGGACCGGUAUUGGGGAGUAACUCAUAAGCACGCCGUGAAGGCUCUGGAGUGGUUGCGGGAAAAAUACCCAGUGGAUGAGGCGCGGGCGGCAGAAGAGUGGGCGGAAAGGGAGGCAAACCGGAUAGCGUACGAGCUGUGGCUUGCGGACCCGGAGAAUGCGGACUCCAAGUACAAUGACCCGGCACGGCUGUGGAGCCAACAGCAGAAGGAGCUGGAGGAAAUCAGGAAAGAGGAGGAGCAAAGGAUGGGUAUGCUGCAUGUGGGACGAUCGCAAUUCGAGCUCAACAUCGAGGAGCAGCGGAGAGCCAGAUUAGAGGCCCAAGCCAGAAAGGCCGAAGAAGAAGAGAAGAGACAGAAGGAGAUGCAAGAGCAGUUGGCGACAGGCAGAUAUGUUCUUACACCGUCGGGCAAGCAGGUCAUGAUCCCGGAAAACGGGCAAAAGGUAUACAUCGAUAUCUUUGGGCGCGAGCAGGUGAGCCGGGCAGAAGAGAUCAAGAAGGAAAAUCUCGAGAAGGCACAUUUGCCCUUCAAAAGUGAGGAGGAAUUGCUAUCCGCUACCACGUUGGUGCAACGCCUAUAUCCCAUGACUGCCUUUGUAUUCAUCGUCUGCCUUCUAUGUUGGGGUUUUGGACACUACUACGAACCCCCUUCACCAGAAUACCGACUCUGGCCCGACGUUUCUCUCACCACCGCAACCAUCAGUGCCAUCUUCGGCCUGAACGUCAUCGGUUGUCUCCUCUGGCGCUUCCCUCCGGCCUGGAAAAUGAUGACGCGCUAUUUCAUGCACGUUCCUGCCUAUCCCCGGGCCUUCCAGGCCAUAGGCAACGUCUUCUCCCACGUCGAAUACGAGCACUUCCUCGGAAACAUGAUGUUCCUGUGGCUCUUUGGCACCGCCUGUCAUAAUCUCGUCGACCGCGGCAUCUUCGUAGGCACCUAUGUUGCCGGAGGUGCCGUCGGCACCCUCGCCUCUCUAUACUGGGCCAACCUAGGUCGCGGUGCCAUCUUAGCGCAUGCCGUUGGCGCAUCCGCCUGCAUUUAUGCCAUCUCCACUCUCUAUCUCUUACUCACUGACGCGGAAACCAUCAAGAUACCGUUCAUCAAGGAUUUGGAGGUCGCGUUCUGGCCCAGAUCCUUACUAGCGGCAUAUAUUGGCUUUGAAUGCAUGAUUGCGUUCAGAAAAAAGGGAAAGUCAAAGGCUGAUCAUGCCAGCCAUUUUGGUGGCAUGGCUGUCGGGCUGAGCGUGGGAAGCUACCUGCAUGCUACUGGGUUCCAUGAGAGGAGAAAGAGGGCGGCCGCGCAGAGGGGAGAAGCUGAGGGUGAUAAGUCCCUGGAUAUUGAGAAGGAGUUGAAAGAGGAGGCGAUUGAGAUUAAGGAUGAGGUGAAGAAGAUUAUCAAAUAGACGGAGGUAAGA